Anarrhichthys ocellatus (wolf-eel) is the source of this 2047-nucleotide messenger RNA. RefSeq names its product protein mono-ADP-ribosyltransferase TIPARP-like. Lineage: Eukaryota; Metazoa; Chordata; Actinopteri; Perciformes; Anarhichadidae. Gene Ontology annotation, cellular component: nucleus. The coding region runs from base 1 to 1926 and encodes 641 amino acids. The record is from RefSeq and is a predicted model, not a curated record. The transcript has 5 exons. Gene Ontology annotation, molecular function: NAD+ poly-ADP-ribosyltransferase activity.
AUGCCUAAAGCUUCAUCCAGCAGACGCUCAAAGAGAAAGAUGGCGGACGACGUUGCAGUUUUGAAGCCCCCAUCUAAAUCUUCCAAAGUCACCUUCCUGAGCCCGUCUCUUUUCCUACUGGAAAUCCCCGCUGACGCCAACUCCAGCCUCCCAGUGUGGGAGGCCAUGAGGUCCAAGCAGGUGGACAUCGCCUGGACCGUCAACCCCUACAGCAUCGGUGUGCAUUUAACUCCCGCGACCUCGAAGCAAGGGAAGAGUGCAACCCCCGCCCAAACCGAAGGCGCCUCCAGCGUGGCGCAGAGCUCGGCGCCUUCUUCCAGGACCCUGCAGCCUCAGAUGGUCAUCCAGUCCAUCACUCCGCAGCAUGGAGCCUCCCAGACCUCCUGCGUCCUGCUCACCCUUUCCCAAAACGGCACGCAAUUGCUGCCGAUCCCUCCGGGUCAAGCACAGAAAAUACCUGCAAACCCCACACUGGCCACCUCCCUCAUCUUCUCCCUGCCUCUCAUCAUCACCCAACCGCAGCCUGCACAUCAGCCCGGCACCCCGACCAAGAGACAGGUCCUACCCGCCAUCCAGACCCCGACGGCCACCCCCACCAAGCUGCAGGCCCCGUCCGAAGGGCCAGUCCCCUCUCCGUUCCACACCAAGACCUCCUCUAACAUCCAGGUCUGCGACAAGUUCCUCCUGAGUCUGUGUGACGCAGGGAAUAAGUGUACGAUGCACCACACUCCCUACCCGUUCCACUGGCAGCUGUGGAGCGUGGUCACCCACCAGUGGAUCGACGUCCCCUGUCGCUCUCAGGUCAUACUGGAGAAGAGCUACUGCAACAUCAAAGAAGAGUCCAUUUGCAUCGACGACGGCAAUCUCCACUGCAGUCUGGUCUUUGACUCGAUGGAGAUUAACGACUCAUCGAAGUAUGACGGAGUUAGACGACUCACUAACUCUGACAGUCUGAUCAUAAACCCGUACUUUCCCAGCAAAUGGAAAAUCUACUGGUGGAACAACCAGGACUGGGAAGAGUACAACAAGGAUGCGUCCGCCUCGCUGCUGAAGAGUAUGAGCGAGAAGGAGCUCGAGUGUACCUUCUAUAUUGGCUCCCAGGACUACAAGGUGGACUUCACCACCAUGAUCCAGACCAACUUCACCACAGGGUUCCGCAGAAAUGUUCGCUGCAGACCCCUCUACCGCUCCCCCGAUUCCAUGCGGCCUUACCUGCAGACAGGAAUCCUGACUGAGCCUGUCGGCGACCUCCCCGGGGCAAACUUCAGCGUGGACCCUCUGGAGGAGUUCAGCUCCUGGUAUCCUCCCGUGUGGUGUCUGGACUCGGCACAGGACUACAGCUUGGUGGACCUUCCGGCCGGCACACAGGCCUACCGGAGUGUCCAGAACUUCUUCUACGAGAGCCUGCCUGAGACCGAGGUGGACGUCGUCGGCAUCCAGCAGGUCCAGAACCUCCUCCACUGGGACAAGUACCAAAGGCACAAGGCGUACAUGCAGAAGCAGCACGCCACGUCUCAGGAGCCUCUGGAGAGACAUCUCUUCCACGGGACAACCAAAGACCCCUCGGAGGACAUCUGCCACAACAACUUCGACCCCCGCAUGGCCGGGGUCAACGGAACGUCCAACGGGUUCGGCUCCUACUUCGCCCCCGCCGCCUCCUUCUCCAAAACCUUUUCAGCCAAGUCGGGGCCGGAUGAGGUCCGCUGCAUGUUCCUGGCCAAAGUCCUGGUGGGGAAGGUGAGCCUCGGAAGGAGCCACUACCGCCGGCCGCCGCCACUCAACUCCAGGACGAGUCAGUUCCUUCUCUACGACACCUGCGUGGACAACGUUGACAAGCCCACCAUGUUUGUAAUUUUUGACAGCUGUCAGUGCUACCCAUACUACCUCAUCAAGUACAGAGACCUGCCCAAAGUGAUUACUAUUUGAUGAAGAAGAGGACAGGCCUUAGUUAGCUGUUGAUUGUUCCGACACAAAGUGUUAAAAGUGUUUAGUCGGAAAUGUUUAUCAAAUGUUAUCACUUGCAGAAAAGAUCAAUAUGUAGAUUAUG